UGGGUUGUGGCAGCCUCCCCACCAACUAGAAACCCACCUCCACCCCCAUCCAUGGAAAGGAAACGCCUAAAAAAAGAGAUUGAAAAACUCUUGGGAGAUUAUGUUGGCAUCAGACUUCGGGAAAAUGAAUUCGACCCGAAAGGAAGACAGCAGCCCACCUUUCUCGAUGAUAUGGCUCAUUACGACUUGGCCAUCAGUGUUGCUUUACUGUGGCUGAAUGAUUCAGAAGCCCAAAGUCCCUUGGCAGAAGGGAAAAGGAAUUUGCCGCUUCACAGCAGAUACAUCUAUCCCAACCGAACUGAGAGAGAAGCCAUGAUUUUAUCAUUUUACGCUGGGACCUUAAUGAACAGCAUCCCCAUUGAAGACGUCUUUGGGAUUUACAGCACGGGGCCUUCGGCAACAGGCUGGCACCGCUCUGCCAAAGGUCACUGGAUUCACCCUUUCAACCUCUCUUUGCAUCCUUUUGCCAUGCUGACAGCCCCGAAAGCUGCAGAACAUGCCUGGAAACAGAGUGUCAAGUUUCAAAAGGCAGCAGCAAAUCAACAUGCCACCACCAAUUCAACUAGAACAAAUAAGGACUGCAAGCAAUCAGAAUCUCCAUCAACAGCAAAUCAGCCAGACAACAAAGGGUCUAGAAAACAGCUUAAGCAAGGAAUCUUUCCAGAGGACCUUGCACCGAAGAGUGGAAAGGAAGCAGAGAUGUAACUAUGGGUACGUCUUCACUUACUGGAGGGUCUGGCGGCAGGCAAUCGAUGUUCUGGGAUCGAUUUAU
Molecule: messenger RNA, 772 nt
Organism: Trachemys scripta elegans
Lineage: Eukaryota; Metazoa; Chordata; Testudines; Emydidae
Gene: C11H2orf80
Product: chromosome 11 C2orf80 homolog
Exons: 8
Coding region: 52-705 (217 amino acids)
Source: RefSeq, a predicted model, not a curated record